This is a messenger RNA of Pygocentrus nattereri (red-bellied piranha), 2501 nucleotides long. It is a transcript of the gene ubtd1a, whose product is annotated as ubiquitin domain containing 1a. The record is from RefSeq and is a predicted model, not a curated record. Bases 603 to 1271 code for a protein of 222 amino acids. The transcript has 3 exons. Lineage: Eukaryota; Metazoa; Chordata; Actinopteri; Characiformes; Serrasalmidae. Gene Ontology annotation, molecular function: protein binding.
UACCAAGAAACCAAAUAAGAUUAGUACUUCUGAGAUUAGUUAACAUCCAGUUUGUAUUUUCUGGAAGUGCUUGGGCACAGUGCCAUGAUUCUGAGUUUCUGCAGGAUGCCCCAUGCUGGGCAAUCCUAGGAUUUGCUGUAGAUUUAUUUUUGACUCUUGGUCUUAAAGAGACGUUAUUGGAUUAGGCCCCAGGUUUGUUGUGAAGAGGUCGUACAGUCUUUGUUCCCACAUGGCUCCAAGAAGUUCCAUAUAUUGCCUCUUGGAUUUAUUUCUGUGCUUGUACUUAUUCUGAGCUUGCAUGAAUAGCUUCAGGAGAACAGGCGAUGGUACGCAGAGCAAGGAGAACAUGAUGUAAGCUAGCAGUGCAGUAAUAGUAGUGUCACACUGAAAUCUGCUAUUGAUUAACAACUUGUAGUGAAGACAGUGCAUCAAGGGACUGACUUCUUGCCCUGUCGGAGGAUGUCUUCAGGUUUCCAUCAGGAAUAUAAAGGAAUCAGCAAACAUCUGUGUUAUUUUUGAUGACUGGAAUCAUUUUUGAUGUGAAGAAGCUUUGUUGUAGAUGCUUCAUUUUGCUUUGAGAUAUAUUGCUGGAUCCUGCAGCCAUGGGAGUUGCAAACUCAAGAGACUCAUACACUUCAGUUACUGUUUUGUUGAAAAGGCGCAAUGAACCCCUUAAGAAAGACAAGCCCAAGUGGAAAAGUGACUACCCGAUGACAGAAGGACAGCUGCGCAGCAAGCGAGAUGAGUUCUGGGAUACAGCACCAGCUUUUGAUGGCCGCAAAGAGAUUUGGGAUGCCUUAAAAGCUGCUGCUGUGGCUAUUGAGUGCAAUGAUCAUGAGCUUGCACAAGCUAUAGUUGAUGGUGCCAGCAUAACACUCCCACAUGGCUCUUUAAUGGAGUGCUAUGAUGAGCUGGGAAACCGGUACCAACUUCCUGCUUACUGCCUGGCUCCUCCAGUCAAUCUCAUCACAGAGCGCAGCGAAAGUGACAUGUCUGACCACACCGAGCUACAGGAGAAGAAGGAGAAGGAGGAGUUCCAGCUGAAGGUGCGCCUCUCCACAGGCAAAGACUUGCGGCUGAGUGCUAGCAUGGCAGACUCCAUCUGCCAGCUCAAGAAGCAGCUGCAGGUGCAAGAGGACAUUGAUACUACCAACCAGCGUUGGUUCUUCUCUGGGAAGCUUCUUACAGACAAAACACGUCUGCAGGACACCAAGAUUCAGAAGGAUUUUGUAAUCCAGGUUAUUGUCAAACAACCUGUCAUUACUAGUUGAGCAAAAGGGUAAAAAACAAUGAACUCUGAGGCGAUGGGACAUAAGGAACUCAGCAAUUUUGAGAGAGCCUUUAUAAGGUGUUGCAGCUCAUUAGACAUCAUAAAUGCCGUGCGCUCUUAACUAAUUGGAAUUUCCUCUGCUUGUCUAGUGGAUAUUGGAUUCUUUGGUCCUCUGUGCUGAAUUUUGCAUUGACAAUCACACACAAAGCUGCUACCCAGCAUUGAAUGAGAAUAGGUGAUAAUAGGUUCACAGAGAAUUUUCAGGCAUUCGUUAAAAAAAUGUUUACGCAGUCAUUGUUCAGUUGGGUUUGUUUUCCUCAAAGGCAUCAUUUCAGCUGUAUUCCCAUGGGACGGGUGGAUUGUAUCAACAUGGCCAUGGUAUUCUCAUUCAAAUUAAGGAUUUGCACUGUCAUUCAGGAUGUACUCACACUCAGUGGUCAGCUUUUUCACUCUUCAGUGAAUUUUAUGUGUUUUUUUUUCAUUUAUUCCUACUUUUUAAACUUGUCUUCUAAAUUCAAAUGCUAUAUGUAGCCUGUCAUAUUACCUACAUAUUUCCAAGUCUCUUACUUUUGUUGUUCUUGUAUUGUUGCUUUGAUAUUACACCUUUCAGCUUUCAGUACUCUGUCACUUUGCUGCUGUAUUCAAAGACAAGAAGAUAAACAUGUAAAUUCAUUUUAAAAAUACUUUGUAGCACGCUGGUAGGUAGCAGUUGUUAGGUUGCAUUAAGGGUGGGAACACUCCUCAUACACAGAUGUUUCAUCCAUUACAGCCUCCGAUCACAAAACCACGUCCUCAGGAUCGUCAGGCUCAGCCUGUGCUGUGAUCAAAUGUUACAAUACUGUGAUAAGAGCUCAAAGCUGCCCUCAGUCUGAGUGAGUGGUAUCAGGUUCAUUACAGAAUUUCCUGGUCUGAUGGAAGAUGAUGUUUUAAUGGUCUGGAUACAAUUGAAAGCCAUUUCUGUCUAACAAAACAGUUAGGAUAUUUUUGUACUUUUAUAAUGCAACAAAAGUGUUAUAGUUUGCUAGUUUGCAGGAAUCUGAGAGGAACUGUUUUAUUUUCUCGAUGCAUCUUUCUAUAUGAAUCAGAAUGUAAUUACUCAUGAAUAUGGGGUGUAGCUUCAUAAUGCUUUCCUGUUCUACUGUAUAUUAUCCUGAUUUACUGUACAAGUGUGUUGUUAUUGACAGAAUGCAUUCACGUGUUGCACAUACAAUUAUAUUUCUGUAAAACACAA